UCAACAUGGUCCAUUUUAAAAUCCACCCACCCGCGAUUUAGUUACAUACUCGCUACUCACUCACAAGACACCUGUUUGUCCAUGCUUCCUUCUCUCUCAAUACUCAAUCAUGUCUUCUCAGCCCCUUAUGUUGUUGCACGCGAAGUAUGAGUCGCGUAUGGACGACGUGGCCGAUAUCUGGAGAAGUGUGAUUGUGCCUGCCAAUUUUACUCUGUUCCAGCUCCAUAUCGUUCUGCACGAGGUUUUCCAGUUGAUUGAAUCUGAUGACUCUACCCACAGUUUCCGUCCUGCUAAAUCCAUCUACCCUGAACACAACUUUACAUAUUUCGAGCCUGUCAGUCCAGCCAAGGUUACGCAGGGAUGGAUGAAGGAGAUCGCGCAUGGUGUUUAUAUAGAUCGUUCGCUGUGUGGUGGUGGUAGCUCGGAUGCUAGCUUGGUGCGAAUCGUUCGAGAUGACAGAGUGUAUCGCUUGGAUGACCAUUUCUUUGUAUCCCCGCUUCUGAUGUAUGGAUUUGAAGGGGCUCACACACCGAGACAAGAGAUACUGAUCGAAUGCAAACACAUUUUCACGUCGGCAAGAUCCACCAGCACUCCACGGGUCGUCGCAGGAGCAGGCCAUAUCACCCAGCAAUGUACAGAAGCCAAUCAAGUGGAUAUUGAAAUGUUACAAGCAGCGUUCAAAAAGUCUCACCAAUGGCAUGGCGAUGUGUGUUGCGUUUGUACGCGAUACCAAUCGGCCCAUCAUCGAACCUGUCAGAGCCAGCAUUGUUUGAAAAUGGAUCGUGGUCGAGCUCAAAGCGAAGAGGAUGUUCAUGAAGCCUGGUGGUUCAAUCGACACAGCUCUACUGAUGACCUUCCAUCUCUUCUCACUCGCGGCCCAUGCAACUUCACUGCUCUGGAAGACGGAGAACGAGUAUGCCACGCAUUCAUAGCUUAAUCUGUUGUAUCUCCUGUCUGUACCAAAUAGCGUU
Messenger RNA from Umbelopsis ramanniana AG, 971 nucleotides. RefSeq lists its product as uncharacterized. The coding region runs from base 110 to 937 and encodes 275 amino acids. Lineage: Eukaryota; Fungi; Mucoromycota; Umbelopsidomycetes; Umbelopsidales; Umbelopsidaceae. The transcript has 2 exons. The record is from RefSeq and is a predicted model, not a curated record.